CUCAACACUUCCGUAUAUGGCUCACUGUGUGAAAUGGGUCCCAUUGUACUUCUUGUCUCGUUUUUUCUUCUGCAUUUGUGCGAAGCAGAAGUGACUCCUGUGUUUGUGCAGACCGGGAAGGAUUUACCUCUGAAUGUCAAAGAAGCCGUUACUCUAGGAGAGGCUGAUCUUUUAACAUGGACUGUCAACAACAAGAAAGAUAUUGCAAGACUUGGUGAUACUGGUAGAGUAACUAUUUUCAGGGAUUAUUCAGGAAGAGCUGAACUUCAAAAUCAGUCCUUACUGUUGAUGACUGUGACAAAGAGUGACAGUGGAGAUUACAGAGCUCGUGUUUCUGGAGACGAUCCCAAAGUUCUAGCUGAAUACAAGGUCACAGUUCUGGAUCCAGUGUCUCCAGUGAAGUUGACAGUGAACACCUGCAGCUCAGACUCCUCUAACCUCACAGUGACCUGCAGCACUCAGGACUCUCUCAUCAGCAGGACUUUCACAUGUGACAACCAAACCUGCUCUGAUGAGAGAGGAGAGAGAGCAGAGUUUACCACACCUGGAGCCUCUCUCAAUGUCUACCUGCAGAACAACUCCAUCAUCUGUGUCCAUAAGAACAAGGUCAGCAGGACGGAGGACGUCAUAAAGAUUGAAGAUUUGUGUAAAAAGAGUGAUGACUUUAAACCUCCUAACACUCCCUUUGCAGCGAUUCUUGUUCCCAUCUUUUUUUUCACUGCGUUCAUAUUUGCAGUAUUUCUUUAUCUUAAAAAAAAAAGCAAAAAUGAAAAUGAGAGUGCUGAAAACACCAUAUAUGACGUUCCUCAGGAUGUUAAUAAAGACCAACCUCCGGUGAAGAGACCAACAGAUGACGCCGCUUCAACUAGUCCAUCCACCGUCUACUACACCUUAGGGCAAAUCAAUAACACAGAAGAAUCCACUGAGGCUGUAUGCAAUACUCUGCCAGAGAGCCUUUACGACGUAGUAGAAAAGCCUGCAAAGUCCUGAGACAGUUCAGCACCAACUGUAUUUCGCCAGCAAGAAGCAGCUAUGAUGGACUUCCAGCCAAGACUUCCUUCUUGCAUUGUUUACAGUCUGACUAGUGACUUGAGUCACAAGAGUGGAGUUAAUGUGGCAAGACAUGAAUAUAGCUAGAUUGCUAUCCGAAGGUAUUCUAUCUACCACGUAUCCCUCAAAAUAAACAGGCCUUUAUUUGCUUUUACUGCAGAGGGUACCAGGCCUUUAUAUGUGGCAGGCUUGUAUUAGAGGCAAGCUUUUACCUCAUGUUCUCCGAGUGUUACAGCCUCCCUUCACAAAGAAACCAAGGCUCAGAAAGUGGCGACGCCAGACAAAAUGUAUAGAUUCAACUUUGAGCUUUAUUUGAAAUCAGACCCCCAAAAUAUUCAAGAAAGAAGAAAAUGAAAACCUGGGACACAGAAGGGUCUGGAGACCAAAAUCCACAAAUGAUGGGAAGGUGCAUGGCCAGCCGAAACUAACUACCCAAGUUUACAUUUUUACAGUUGCCCAAAGCCCUGUAUCCUUGUAAAUGAAUGUCCAAUCGCAACAGUAGUUGCAGGUCUAUGUUAAAAUGAUUCUGUGUAAACAGCCCCUUAAUAAUCAGUCGCUAAGCUGGUAAGCAGUAUAUCUGGCAGCUACUCAGCAUUUUCAGUUUUGCUAAUUGUUGUCUCCCAUUGUGCUUUAUUAUUGUCUGUAUUUGUUAAAUUGUUAUUCAGUGAACAACUUUUGCUUUGUUGCAGUUUUACAGUUCUUCAAUAAAUACCAAGAAAAGUUAACCUUUUGCUUACUGAAGGACUUUGAACUGUGGUUCAACCAGAAUAUGGGAGCCGAUUGGGGUGUCAUAUUUUAAACUUGUAAUGUUAGCUGGGGAUCAAUAAUUAUCCCUGAAAUGUAAAAAAAUGUAUGCAUAAUUUUAGCAGUACAGUAAAUAGAACUGUACAAAGGUGUACAUACUUUUAGUUAUUAUAUUGUGAUUAAACACAUAAAGGGGAUGUCUUUGUUGUAUUUUCUGCAGAUAACAUCCUCAGACACAGUUUUAUAUAGUUGUAAUGUAAAAUUAAUUAAUUUAAAAAGUGUUAUUGGAUAUGUUGCAUACAAUCAAUGGCAAUCAAAGAAAAACAGCAUUUGAUAAAAAUUGCAGUGUAAAUGUAUUAGCAGCAGUACAAAAUAAAGAAUGGGAAAAGCA
Messenger RNA from Notolabrus celidotus (New Zealand spotty), 2185 nucleotides. RefSeq lists its product as uncharacterized. The coding region runs from base 34 to 990 and encodes 318 amino acids. The record is from RefSeq and is a predicted model, not a curated record. Lineage: Eukaryota; Metazoa; Chordata; Actinopteri; Labriformes; Labridae. The transcript has 6 exons.